AUGGAUGUCGAUUACUUAAAAAAGAAUGUUAGUGAUGCAUUGGCAGAAGGAUUGAAAGAAGUCGUCGAAAAAAGACCAGGUGAUCCUAUUGAAUUCUUGGGACAUUGGCUGAUCAAGUACAGGCAAAACCAACUCGAUAAUCAAAAGAUCCAAAAUAUUAUUUUAGCAGGCGAUCAAGAUAAAGAACUUGAAGAAGAAGAGAAAAUAAGACAAGAAAUUCUAGAGAUAGAACGUGAAGAAGAACGAAAGCGAAAAAUCCAAGAAGAAAUACUGAGAUUAGAGAAGGCGAGAGAAGAAGCUAGGAAAAGAGAAGAAGCAGAAUUAGCUGCAUCAAUCCAGGAGGCUCGUAUAACGAAUGCUGACCUUGUUGAUAAAAAAGAAGAAGAAAAAGUAGAGGUGCCACAGUCGCCUAUCAUUAUUGGCGAUGGAGAGGAAGAAGAGAGAGAUGAUGACGAUCAAUCUAGAGGAAGCUCCAGAUCAGUAGCAGAUAGCAGAGAUGGAGAAGAAAGGCCAUCAACUGUAGAUAAAGAAAGUGAAAUUGAUCCCGAAGCUGGUAAAGAUUAA
Messenger RNA from Trichoplax adhaerens, 564 nucleotides. RefSeq lists its product as uncharacterized. The record is from RefSeq and is a predicted model, not a curated record. The transcript is spliced from 4 exons. Gene Ontology annotation, cellular component: Set1C/COMPASS complex. The coding region runs from base 1 to 564 and encodes 187 amino acids. NCBI's taxonomy places the organism in Eukaryota, Metazoa, Placozoa, Uniplacotomia, Trichoplacea, Trichoplacidae.